AUGGUCACCAACACAAGUGAGCUAAUUGGUGACAUCAAGAUUGGAGGCAGCCUGGGCUGCAGCAAUGAUGCACUGGUGGAGUUUGCAGUCCUGAGGAAUCUGAGAAUCUACCUGCGAACGUCUAAUCUUGACAAUGCAUUUGCACACAUCACCAAAGUGCAAGCAGACACGUUACUACUGAGUGUCUUCCGGGACAUUGUAAUAUUAUUCAGAGCAGAUUGUUCCAUUUGCCUUUACAGUAUUGAGAGAAGGCCUGAAGGUCUUAACCCUACUGCCAGUAUCCAAGUUCUUCAAGAAGUGUCCAUGUCCCGGUACAUUCCUCAUCCUUUUCUUGUAGUGUCUGUUACGUUGACAUCAGUGAGGACAGAGACUGGCAUCACCUUGAAGAUGCCUCAGCAGGCUUGUGAGGCUGAAAGUAUUAUGAUAAACUUAGCAGGACAACUCAUCAUGUUGCAACGGGAUCGAUCUGGACCCCAGAUAAGAGAUAAGGAUAAUAAUCCUAAUCAAAGGAAGCAUCUGCCUUUUUGUGCUCCAGUUGUCCUAGCCCAGUCUGUUGAAAAUGUAUGGACUACUUGCAGGAUCAACAAACAGAAACGCCACUUAUUGGAGGCUCUGUGGCUCAGCUGUGGUGGGGCAGGUAUGAAAGUCUGGCUUCCCCUGUUUCCCAGAGAUCAUCGAAAACCACAUUCCUUUCUGUCAAGACGGAUCAUGCUGCCUUUCCACAUCAACAUAUACCCAUUGGCUGUUUUGUUUGAAGAUGCCUUGGUUCUUGGUGCUGUUAAUGACACUGUGCUCUAUGACUGUUUAUACACUCAAACCAGUGCUAGAGAACACUUAGAGGUUCUCUUUCCUUUCUCCAUUGUUGAGAGAACCUCUCAGAUCUACCUCCAUCACAUUUUACGCCAGCUCUUGGUUAGGAACCUCGGUGAACAAGCCUUGCUUUUGGCCCACUCCUGUGCCACAUUACCAUACUUUCCUCACGUACUAGAACUGAUGCUUCAUGAAGUGCUGGAAGAAGAAGCUACCUCGCGGGAACCCAUUCCCGACCCUCUGCUUCCCACUGUGGCGAAGUUCAUUACAGAGUUCCCCCUCUUCCUGCAGACAGUUGUUCAUUGUGCUAGGAAGACAGAAUAUGCCCUGUGGAAUUACCUUUUUGCUGCUGUUGGAAACCCGAAGGACUUAUUUGAAGAGUGCUUAAUGGCCCAGGACUUGGACACAGCUGCCUCUUAUCUUAUUAUCCUACAGAAUAUGGAAGUUCCAGCAGUUAGCAGACAACAUGCUACUCUCCUAUUUAAUACUGCCUUAGAGCAGGGAAAGUGGGAUCUUUGUCGUCAUAUGAUCAGAUUUCUUAAAGCCAUUGGCUCUGGAGAAACAGAGACACCUCCAGCUACACCAACAACUCAGGAACCUAGUUCAAGUAGUGGCUUUGAGUUCUUCAGACAUCGCAGCAUUAGUUUAUCCCAAUCCGCAGAAAAUCUCCACAGCAAAUUUAACUUGACAAAAACACUGAGUAUGCCCUCUGGCCCAUCUGGAAAAAGGUGGAGUAAAGACAGUGACUGUGCCGAGAACAUGUACAUUGACAUGAUGCUCUGGCGGCAUGCUCGGCGUCUGCUAGAAGAAAUCAAGCUGAAAGACCUUGGCUGCUUUGCUGCACAGUUAGGCUUUGAGCUGAUUGGCUGGCUGUGCAAGGAGCGAGCCAGAGCUGCCCGCGUGGAGGAUUUUGUGUACGCUUUGAAAAAGCUACACAAUGAUUUCCUCUGGCCAUUUCCAGUCAUACCGGCUUCGUCCAUUAAUUCACCUUUCAAGAAUGGAAAGUACAAGACAGCCGUGGGGGAGCAGCUGCUAAAAUCUCAGUCUGCAGACACCUUUGUAAACAUGGAAAUGGACACGGGGGUUCCAAACACACCUCGGAGUCGCAGCUGGCUUGGCACUAUUGGCUCCUCUCAGAGAGAGAUUGACACAGUUUCGUCCCAUGGACCACACAUGCAAGAUGCAUUCCUUUCUCCUUUGCUAAGUAAAGGUGAUGAAUGCAGCAUUGGUUCAGCAACAGACCUGACUGAAACAAGUUCUAUGGUGGAUGGUGACUGGACCAUGGUGGAUGAAAACUUCUCCAGUCAAAGUUUAACUCAGUCAGAGCUUGAACAUAUCUCUCUAGAGCUGGCUAGUAAAGGGCCGCACAAGUCACAGGUCCAGCUGCGGUACUUGCUACAUAUCUUCAUGGAAGCAGGAUGUCUCGAUUGGUGUAUUAUCAUAGGCCUUAUCCUCAGAGAAUCUUCAGUAAUCAACCAGGUUUUCAGUAUAAUGCAAUCCUCUGAUAUUGAUGGAGAAAUCUGUCAGAAUAUCAAGACUGGCCUAUAUGCUGUUGACAAAUGGGCUUCUACAGAUUGCCCUGGGUACAAGCCAUUUCUAAAUAUCAUCAAACCACAGAUCCAGAAACUAAGUGAAAUAGCAGAAGAGCAAGUGCAGCCUGAAGCUUUUCAGCCAGUGAAUCCUUCUAAGGUUACUGAACAAGCAAACCCCAGAGCUGAGGAAAGCAGGACUUCAUGUAGCCAUGGCACUAAUCCUCAGAGUGAUGCUGGCAACAGCAACGCGAGCAGGCAUGAAGACGACAAGUCUAAGACAGAGGAUGAGGAUUUAUUCCAAGAAGGCAGUUAUGACUGUAUUGUGUCUUAA
Molecule: messenger RNA, 2673 nt
Organism: Pelecanus crispus (Dalmatian pelican)
Lineage: Eukaryota; Metazoa; Chordata; Aves; Pelecaniformes; Pelecanidae
Source: RefSeq, a predicted model, not a curated record